AUGUCCAAUAAACCACGAAACAUUUGCGUCACCUACUUUUUAGUUACUGGACACUUGGUUUCACAGGUUCAUUCUUUAGUUGAGUUUACCAACAUCAAAUGUGAAACUAUAGAUAAAAAUUUCUGUGAUUUCGAAUAUUGUUAUCUGAAAUCUAUAAACCGUUCUUACAAAUACUAUUCUUUGAAAGUCAAUCUCUUCAAACUUCCCAUUAUUAAUGCACAGAUUAAUAUGGAGCUCUUUAAACGUGGUAAUGGCUACCAUCCUUUCCUCUACAAUACAACAUUUGAUUUUUGCAAGUUCUUGAAAAACCAAAAAUCAAAUCCCGUUUUUGGAUACUUUUAUAAUAUCUUAAAAAGCUUUUCCAAUGUGAACCAUCCCUGUCCUUAUCACCAUGACCUUGUGGUAGAAAAGAUUUCAACAGAAUUUGUAAAUAACCAAGUUACUAAGGUUCUGCCUUUUCCGGAAGGACAAUAUAUGUAUAAAAUGCGUUGGAUGACCUAUAACAUUGUCCGAGCUGAGUUUAGAAUAUACCUUUCCCUUUCGUAAAUAUCAUAA
Drosophila takahashii is the source of this 555-nucleotide messenger RNA. Lineage: Eukaryota; Metazoa; Arthropoda; Insecta; Diptera; Drosophilidae. The record is from RefSeq and is a predicted model, not a curated record.